This is a messenger RNA of Acaulospora colombiana, 191 nucleotides long. The record is from the annotation of a GenBank genome assembly. NCBI's taxonomy places the organism in Eukaryota, Fungi, Glomeromycota, Glomeromycetes, Diversisporales, Acaulosporaceae.
AUGCAAUCGUUAUCUUUCCACUUUGGCUGCAAGCCACCGUGUGCUGUGAGACUUAAGGUCCUGACGGAACAACCUAACACAAAAAGGUUACACGCGACGCCCUCAACCUCACCCAAUUUUUCACUUAUCAUCAAACGCGUGAGCCGUCUUCUAUGUUUCUUAACCGCAUUCUUUAUAUCGCCCGUCUCCAC